GCUCACAUCGCAGCCGGAGGUGAGUGUGCAGCGGAGCGGCAUGUCCCAGAUAUUUGCCCACUUUCUGCAUCGUUUGUACAACUUGAAUGUGCUGCUGCUGCUGGCCCACAUGGAGAGAUCGACGCUGCAGCCAUUUGCCUUUCUGCCAUACACAGCCGGCAGCUGUGCCAACACUGAGCCCGUGGAGCUGCCCCAACGGGAGUGGCGUCUACGCGAGAUGUUCCCCUAUCGACUGAGUAACAUGCAUGGCUGUCCGCUGAGCGUGAUUGUGUGGCCAAUAGCGCCGUACAUGAACCUACACUGGGAGCAGCCUCGGGGCGUAGAUCAAGUCGAUGGCCUCGAUGGAUUGCUGCUGAGGAUAAUGGCGAGCAGAAUGAACUUUACCAUUCAGCUGUUGCCCAACGAACCGCCCGAGCUGGUUGGUGGCUCCAGCUACCUAAAUGGCACCAUGACCGGCGCCUAUCGCAUGCUCUUAGAUCGUCGGGCAAAUCUCACAUUGGGCUCGGCCGCCUGCACGCCGGAGCGGCAGGCACAUCUCACCGCCACAUGGCCGUACAGCCAGAUUGCAUACGUGAUUGUCCUGAAAGCGCGCGGCAGGUACAGCAACUACGAGAUCAUGCUGUUCCCCUUCGAGCGCUACACUUGGCUGCUGCUGGGCGGCCUGGCCCUGGUGCAUCGUGGCCUGCGGCGCUACUGCCGUCUGCCCGCUCCGGUGGUGGCCGGCUGGCUGCUCUGGACCUUCGUUGUGCGCGCCUGCUACGAGGGUUCCGUGUUUAACUUUCUGCACAAUUCACCGUCCAAGCCCAUGCCGCACACCUUUGAGCAGAUGGUGCGCGCAGGAUUUGGUAUCAUCACGGAUCAUGCCACACACCGCAUGGCGCUGAAGGUGCAGGCAUUCGACGGGCUCAUACAGGUCAGACCCGGCCAGCCGGUGGACAUAUUCGAUGCACUGCUCGAGGAGCCACCGCUCACGGGCGCCUUCACCAGCGUCACCUUCCUCGCUUACCACCUCACGCAGCACAAGGAGCGGCGCCAGCGCUUUGUCAUACUAGCAGAGAAGAUCCUUGACAACAUGCUGUGCAUCUACUUUCCGCGCGACUCCUACUUCCUGGAAAUUGUCAAUAAUUUGCUGUUCAACAUGCGCAGCUUUGGCCUCUUCCAGCAUCAUUCGCAGCGCCUCGCCUGGGCCAAUCUGCCGACCACAACGGAUGGCAAGGGUUCGCGCAGGGCCAGGCUUCUGGCCUCGACUGUGGAUGUGCGGGCGGGCUUUGCCGAGUCCAUGGGCUUCAUUGUGGCCGCUCUGAAGUGCCUUUGCGGCGCCUUGGCUGUGGCCACUUGUGUGUUCGGCCUGGAGCUGCUCAGCCGGCGGCCACGCUGGCGUCGCUUGGCUUUGAUAAUGGAAAGGUUGUAGCGAAACAAU
This is a messenger RNA of Drosophila guanche, 1420 nucleotides long. RefSeq lists its product as uncharacterized. NCBI's taxonomy places the organism in Eukaryota, Metazoa, Arthropoda, Insecta, Diptera, Drosophilidae. Bases 41 to 1411 code for a protein of 456 amino acids. The transcript has a single exon. The record is from RefSeq and is a predicted model, not a curated record.